AUGGUAGCUCCGACUCAGCUUGCUUACCAGAAGGGAACAUCCGCUGUUCCGCAUAUUCUGCGUGCGGCCGGUAUUUCGCCUGGGCUGCCCCGGAAGGUGGGCCAUACAGUCGCCCAGAUUCCCGCAGAAAAUGUCUAUGAGAUAGACUUCUCGCCCCUGGGCACCUACGUUAUCACCUGGCAACGGCCAUCCAAGGAUGCCAAUGGCGAUGCAGUCCGGAAUCUCAAGGUGUGGAAGGUUGUGGAACGCGCCCCGGAAGCCAACGACGAUGACACACCAGAUCAGCACACACCUAUCGGAAGCUUCGUGCAGAAAUCACAGACCGGCUGGAACCUGCAGUAUGCCGCAGAUGAACAGUAUUGCGCCCGUGUCGUAACAAAUGAAGUGCAGUUUUACGAGAGCGGGAACCUUGCGGCCGUUUGGAAGAAACUGAGGGUCGAGGGAGUCUCGGAUUUCGCUCUUUCUCCCGGCAAGGGACAUGCUGUAGCCACCUUUAUCCCCGAAAGAAAGGGCCAACCCGCUUCCGUCAGGAUAUUCGAUAUGCCCAACUUCAAUGCGCCUGUCUCUCAAAAAUCGUUUUACAAGGGUGACAAGGUGCAGCUGAAGUGGAAUAAUACUGGUACCACUCUGAUAGUCCUUGCCCAGACGGAUGUGGACAAGAGUGGUAAAAGUUACUACGGGGAGACCACUUUGUAUCUCCUUAGCGUCAAUGGAACUUUUGAUUCUAGGAUCGACCUAGACAAAGAAGGCCCGAUCCACGACGUUACAUGGUCUCCUACUUCGAAAGAAUUCGGUGUUGUUUAUGGCUACAUGCCUGCAAAGACCACCAUCUUCAACACCCGUGCCGUAGCCACACACUCCUUCCAGCUUGGCCCACGAAAUACGAUCCUCUUCUCUCCACAUGGCCGGUUUGUCCUCGUUGCUGGUUUUGGUAACUUGGCUGGUCAAAUGGACAUCUACGACGUGGAGAAGGACUACAAGAAGAUCGUCACUGUUGAAGCUUCAAAUGCUAGUGUCUGUGAAUGGAGUCCGGAUGGUAAACACAUCCUCACCGCUACCACCAGCCCGCGUCUGCGUGUUGAUAACGGUGUCCGCAUCUGGCAUGUUUCUGGUGCCUUGAUGUACAAUGAGGACAUGAACGAGCUAUAUUCCGUCUCGUGGCGGCCACAGUCACCCAGCAGUCAUCCGCUGACAUCAAACCCUCUUCACCCAAUGCCAAACCCGCAUCCGUCCGCUCUAGCAUACCUGAGUACCAAGAAGACACCUUCAAAGCCUGCGGGUGCGUAUCGCCCGCCUGGUGCUAGGGGACAAAGCACCCCCUUGGCUUUCCGCCGUGAAGACGAAGGCGGCGCUGCCUUUGUACGUGACGGUUCGUCUUCGUUCGCGUCGAACGGCGGAGCAGCCGGAGGUUCCUUUGGAAGGCCACGUCGUCGUGCUGUGCCUGGCGCCGAACCAGCGGAAGAGUUCUUACCACCCGGAGCCGCUCCGGGAGGCGGUGUUGCUCUUCCCCCUGGAGCUGACGCCGGUGCAGCUGGAUCUGAAAAGUUAUCCAAGUCGGCUGCAAAGAACAAGAAGAAGCGAGAAGCCAAGAAGGCCAAGGAGGCCAGUGCCAACCAAGGCGAAGCCGGUGAUGCCGCCAUCCCGACCGCACCCAGUUCGGAUAGGCGAGAUCGUAGCCGCUCUCGAGGUCACAGACAACACCCCAGCGGUGGCGCGAAUGGCAAUACCAACGGCGCAAACCUGGGCCCGAACUAUCCUCGCGGGCCCCGUGAUCGAAGCAGAAGCUCUCAUCGCCGCCAGCGUAGUGACGGCCGCAACAAUACGCCCAACCGCAACGGGAACGCCCAACAGCAUCAAGACCGUCGUGCACCGGCUGUCAGCGUCAAUACUAGUGGACGUCAACAAGCUGCACCACCAGACCUUACCGUCACCUCACCCGAUGGCGGCAACACCGCCAACGCCGUUCCUGACGCUGCAGCCAUAGCUCGGGAGAAGAAAAUGCGCAGUCUCUUGAAGAAGGUCCGCGCCAUUGACGAGCUGAAGAUGCGUGUUGCCGGUGGCGAGAAGCUGGAGGAGACGCAGAUGAAGAAAAUCCACACCGAGGAUUUAGUAAGGGGAGAGCUGGAGUCUUUGGGAUGGACUGGUUGA
This is a messenger RNA of Microsporum canis CBS 113480, 2148 nucleotides long. RefSeq names its product eukaryotic translation initiation factor 2A. Gene Ontology annotation, cellular component: cytosolic small ribosomal subunit. The record is from RefSeq and is a predicted model, not a curated record. Gene Ontology annotation, biological process: translational initiation. Bases 1 to 2148 code for a protein of 715 amino acids. The transcript has 5 exons. Lineage: Eukaryota; Fungi; Ascomycota; Eurotiomycetes; Onygenales; Arthrodermataceae. Gene Ontology annotation, molecular function: protein binding; tRNA binding; ribosome binding.